UGGCUUACGGACUCCAAAGCUCACCAAGUGGUGGAGCUUUUCACUUGCUUCUGCGGACUACUACUGGUGAUCGUCUACAUCGCGGUCAUCACCUAACGAACCAUCACCGAACCCCACUAACACUACUAAACCGGCUAACCCUGGACGGUUCCCUCAGACGAACGACGAGGCUUCAGCAGUAGAGGUAGCAGCGAAUCCCAGAACUCAAAAUGUUCAAGAACCACUUAGAGAUGAUUGGCCGCAAUGAGACGGCUUCCAAAAAAGCGAAAUUCUGGCAGUCCUUUGUCGGAUCCCUCAAAGGAUCACAAGACAUAAGAGCCAGCGAGCCGGUCCGGGCCAAAGGCAUCUUCCGCCCACUGAGCGACCUGCCCGAGCUGGGCAGCGGGUGGCCGUUCGGCAAAUCGAUCUACGACGAUCCGAUCCACGCUGCUGAACGCAUCCACACCCCCGGUUACAGAUACGACCCCUUGCACCGGGACACCUACGGGUACUCUCCUCGUCCGAUCUACCCCCACAACUACGGCUCCCUCGACAGAUACCGGCCCGUGUUUCAUAUAACGAAGCCACGGCCGUUCGACGCUGACAAGGCCUGGCAGGACCACAUCGACCGUGUCAAAGGACGCGAACCCAGCCAGUGGCCCAGCUCCAUCUUCCACACUACAUAUCCCUUCAGCCGUUAUCCUCUCUAUUUGGUGUACAGCAAGAGACCACCCCCACCAGCAGCUGACAAAUACGAUCCUCACAAGGCUUGGCUCGACCAUUUGGACCGCCUUGCCGAACUCGACAAACUCUACCCGAGCCUCUGGCCAAGAUGGGGACGAAGCUAUUCUCCUACACCAAUCAAACCUGGUGAAUGGGGCCCCCGCCCUUCUGAAGUCGCCUACAACUACGCCGGUCUUCCGAUUUACCACCGGGCUGGGCUAUUCCCAAGUAAGAGACUGUACCGCGACCUGCUGAAUCCCUCCCCCUUCCUCCCAAUAUCUUCGAUAAUCAAUGAUCCAUUCUGGUGGGACUCCCCCUUGUUGAGGCCUUACUCACCCUUCAACCCGUGGGGCAAGUCCCCGUUCUAUCUCCGCGACUCGUACCUAUCCCCAGUCAAGAGGACGUACCUGUGGGACAAACACCCCAUCAGGCCGUUCGCUGCUGUCUACUAAGUGGAAGGGAAUCUGAUACGGAGCCGCCAUCGCACGCAAAAUCUCACAAUUAAUUGCGACUGACUGAACAGAAAGCUUUUACACUUGUUUUUACAUUUAUGAACAAGUGUUCAUGCAAAGUGUUCAUUUUGUUUUACAUUAUGUUCUUUUAUUUCAAUUUUAUUUUCAAAACAAAAAAAAUCUGCCUAUACAAAAUUGUGCCUUAAAUUAUACAAGGAACAAAGUGAAAAAAAAAAACGAAUAAAAAAUUGUUAUUUUUUUAAAUAGUUUUAUUCGACUGCAUCUUCACAGUGGCUGUUUUAGUUGCCUGAAAACGUGUCUCGCAUUCCAUCGAUGCCGGUGGGUCAUUGGAAGAUGCAGAAAUAAUUAAUCGUUUACUUAUAUGUGGCAUGUUAUUAAUAAAUUCUACCAAAAAAACCAAAA
Molecule: messenger RNA, 1577 nt
Organism: Zophobas morio
Lineage: Eukaryota; Metazoa; Arthropoda; Insecta; Coleoptera; Tenebrionidae
Exons: 6
Coding region: 210-1154 (314 amino acids)
Source: RefSeq, a predicted model, not a curated record